Messenger RNA from Thelazia callipaeda (thelaziosis nematode), 615 nucleotides. Lineage: Eukaryota; Metazoa; Nematoda; Chromadorea; Rhabditida; Thelaziidae. The record is from the annotation of a GenBank genome assembly.
AUGAAAUUAUUCGUGCAUAGAUGGUUUCGUCGACGAGAAUGCAAAUUAUUGGCGAUUGGACAAACAGUACUAUUUAUUGUUCACAGUAUAGCUAUUGUAGCUUUAACUUCUCAUCUUAGCCGUUGUGCUUAUAUGCAAGGGCCAGGAGCUUACGCAGUACGUGAAGAAAAACCUCUUAUCCCACACAAUAUACACUCAAGAAAUGCAGAAUGUGCAACACGCAUAGAAACGGUGCCAUGUCACGAAGACUGGAAACCAUUAGAAACUCUUAAACGUGAUUUUCAAGUUUUAAAGCCGUGUAUGGGUUUAAUGGGUAAUCCAAUAGAACGUGUAUCCAAACAAAAUCAUGUUUAUUACUCAUUCAUGGCUUCUAACUUUUCAUUAUAUAUGAAUAAAAUAGUCCGUGCGCAAGAUCUCAUCGUAAGAUGCCCUGUUUGCAUUAAAUCUGAUAAACAUACCCACUUUUCAAAAAAACAUUUUUACACAGUUUGUUUUCGAUAUGUGCAUACUGUGCAACUUGGAUGGCCAGAUGAUGUAGCUCUAUGUGAGCUGCAUGCAGAGGAAGUCACAUGUCACUUUGCAGAAGUAGAUCGCAAAAAGCGCACAGAAUUGUGA